AUGGUGCGCUUGAGCGUUGUUGCAGCCUUGUUUGCUGCUGUGGCCAACGCCGUUGACUUUGACAAGGUCGCUGUCAACAAGGGAUACGGCCGUUUGCCAGGUGCUUAUAUCUUUGAGUUUGAAGAAGAUCAUGACUGCGCCGACUUCUUCGCCAAAGCAUCGACAGCCGGAAAGACUCGCAUCAAGUACAACUACAAGCUGUUCAAAGGAGCUUCCAUCCAACUCAACGACAUCGACAAUGCCGAGGAUAUUUCCGCACAGAUGGCCUUGAUGCCUGGUAUAAAGAAGAAAUGGCCCGUUCAGGUGUUUAGUCUACCUAAACCAGAGGUCCACUGGACGGGUACACCGGGAAUGGAGUAUACUGCCGUCAAGAAGAGGGGGUUCGAGGAGAGAGAUCUUUCGAAUGAUACGUAUACACCUCAUGUCAUGACGCAGAUUGAUAAGCUGAGGGAUGAGGGCGUGACGGGGAAGGGGCUCAAGGUUGCCCUUGUUGACAGUGGUAUCGAUUAUAAACACCCAGCUCUGGGAGGCUGCUACGGUCCCAAAUGUCUCGUCUCCUUCGGCACUGACCUUGUAGGCGACGAUUACGACGGCUUCAACCAGGCCAAACCCGAUGAUGAUCCUAUGGACUGCGCAGGCCACGGCACGCAUGUUGCUGGUAUUCUCGCAGCGCAAAAGAACUCUAUGGGUUUCACAGGCGCCGCACCUGGUGUGAAACUCGGAUCAUACCGUGCCUUCGGCUGCAAUGGCGAGGCUGGAAAUGAUAUCCUCAUCGCAGCAUUUAACCAAGCCUUUGAAGACGGCGCAGACAUCAUCUCUGCUUCUAUUGGUGGCCCAUCAGGUUGGUCUGAGGAGCCUUGGGCUGUGGCUGUGUCUCGAAUCGUUGAGCAAGGCGUUCCUUGUGUUCUCGCAGCUGGAAACACAGGUUCUGCAGGUUUAUUCUACGCCAGCACGGCGGCGAAUGGAAAGAAGGUCACUGCAGUCGGAUCUUUUGACAAUACCAAGUCUCUGUCACUGCUUAACGCCUCGAGUUACUCCAUCGAUGGCGGCUCUGAGCACGAGUUUGGUCAUUUGGCUGGUAAGCCCAGCGCUUGGAAAGACGUUAAGCUUCCUCUGUGGGCACUCAACUAUGACACGGGUGUCCACGACGAUGGUUGUGACGAAUUUCCCAAAAACACACCCGACUUGAGCAAGUAUAUUGUUCUUCUCCGACGAGGUUCCUGUACAUUCAACGCGAAAGCUGCCAAUGCGGUAAAAGCAGGCGCAAAGUAUGUUUUAUUCUACAGUAACAAAGAAGAACUAGCACCUUUUGAUGUGUCGUCCGUUAAUGGUGUCAAGGCAGCCAGCAUUGUCUCACCAGAACAGGGCAAGGAAUGGAUUGAGGUUCUGAAGAGUAAGAAGAAGAUUGUCCUGAACAUGUCGGAUGGUAGCAACGGCGAUGUUAUCCUCGAACAAAACCCCAACAAUGCCACUGGCGGUGCUGUCAGUGCCUUUUCCUCAUGGGGUCCCACCUGGGAGAUGGACGUGAAGCCACAGUUUGGUGCUCCUGGUGGUAAGAUUUUGUCCACUUAUCCGCGUGAGAUGGGAAGCUAUGCCGUUCUGUCAGGCACAUCUAUGGCCUCGCCUCUAGUAGCUGGCAUUGUGGCCCUUAUCGCUGAGGUCAGAGGCACCCGCGACCCAGCACUCAUCGAAAACCUCUUAUCAGCCAACGCCAACCCGCAGCUGUUUAACGACGGAAAAGCAUUUUACGAAUUUCUUGCGCCUGUUCCCCAGCAAGGUGCUGGUAUUCUUCAGGCUCACGAUGCCGCUCAUGCCAAGGUUCUCUUGUCUCCUUCAAGCCUCUCGUUCAACGACACCGAUAACUUCCCCGACUCGUUGAACUUUACACUUAAGAACACUGGCAAAAAGCAGAUCGACUUGCAAAUCUCUCACGUCCCUGCCGUCACCAUGUUCACGCUCGUCAAAAAUACCAUUUACCCCGAUGACUUUCCCAACGAAUUUGCAACAGAGCAGGCUGGUAUCAAGUUCAGCGAAUCCAAGGUGACGAUCGACGCCGGCGAAAGUAUUGUCAUCGAAGUCCUCGCUACUCCUCCCAAGGGUCUAAACGAGACUCGUCUACCCGUCUGGUCCGGCUACGUAGCUAUCAACGGUACCGACGGCACUUCUCUCUCACUGCCGUACCAAGGCCUUAGUGGUUCGCUGCACGGCUCCAAGGUUCUCGGUCCCCAAGACACGUGGAUUGCAAACUCAACUGAUCCUAACCGCUUCCCCAUGCCUGCCAACACAACCUGGACUCUGCCUAAGCCGGGCACAGCCAACAACCAAACCGACACCCUUCCCGGCUUGACGUGGUUCCUCGCUCUCGGUUCAGCCAAGCUACACGCCGAGAUCAUCCCCGUCACCACCGAAAAGCCAUCUGGCGAGACCAAAGCGCGUGUUAUCGGUGAACCCGUUGACUUUCCAAUGCUCUGGAACGCCAUGGGUGCGAACUCCCAAGCCUUCACUGGCGAGCUUGCAGACGGUACAUUUGCGCCUGCGGGACAGUAUGUUGUUCGAUACAAGGCGCUGAGGAUCUUUGGAGAUGAGAAGAAGAAAGAGGAUUGGGACGAGGCGUAUUCGCCCGUGUUUGGGAUUGAGUAUAAGAAGUAG
Messenger RNA from Fusarium venenatum, 2649 nucleotides. Its product is annotated as peptidase S8/S53 domain-containing protein. The record is from RefSeq and is a predicted model, not a curated record. NCBI's taxonomy places the organism in Eukaryota, Fungi, Ascomycota, Sordariomycetes, Hypocreales, Nectriaceae. Gene Ontology annotation, molecular function: serine-type endopeptidase activity. Gene Ontology annotation, cellular component: cell wall; membrane. Gene Ontology annotation, biological process: proteolysis.